Messenger RNA from Carica papaya (papaya), 2350 nucleotides. The record is from RefSeq and is a predicted model, not a curated record. NCBI's taxonomy places the organism in Eukaryota, Viridiplantae, Streptophyta, Magnoliopsida, Brassicales, Caricaceae.
ACCAGAUUUCUUAGUGGAAUGUUCUUUUUUUUGCUCAAAUUACACCAGAUCUUUUUGUGGAUUCUGUCUCCACAAUUCCACACACACAUAUAUAUGUAUAGUAUAAACUUCAUUAAAACAAAAUACCUCAUUGAACUUGCUGCAGCCUAAAUUGAAAUCAUAUACAGAGAGAGGGCUAAAGAGAGAUGGAGAAAGAAGAAAAGAAAGGUUGCAAAUUGUUGCCUGUGCCAUGUCCAUUUCAGGGUCACAUAAACCCAAUGCUUCAGCUAGGUUCAGUUCUUCACUCAAAAGGAUUCUCCAUCACCAUAAUUCAUGCUCGAUUCAACUCUCCCAACCCAUCAGUCCACCCUGCCUUCAACUUCAUCUCCAAACCAGAUAUCUUUCUUGAGCAACAGAUUUCUCCAGGAAAUAUGGUAGAUCUUGUUCUGCUUCUUAAUGCCAAAUGUCAAGAACCCUUCAAAAAACUCUUGGCCCAGACGAUAAAUCACCAGGACUGUUCUCAUCCUCAAAUCGCCUGCAUCAUCUAUGACGAGGCCAUGUAUUUCACUCCAAUAGUUGCCAGUCAUUUCAAGCCUCCAAACUCUGUAUUGCAUGAUCUAGUGCCUGAACACUAUCCUCUGAGGUUCAAAGAUCUACCCUUUAUGAAACCUGGAUCAGAAGAACAAACCUCGCAACUGAUGCCUAACUUGUCCAAUACAGAAAGAAGCUCAGCAACAGUAUUUAACACGAUGGAUUGUCUUGAACAAUCGUCAUUAGCAAUUAUUCAGCACCAAAAACAGCACACAAUCUUCCCAAUUGACCCUAUGCAUAAGCUUGCUCCAGAAUCCACCAGUAGCUUAUUAGAAGAGGACACCAGUUGCAUAGCAUGGCUCGACAAGCGAGCUCAAAAUUCUGUCAUGUACAUAAGCUUGGGAAGCAUAGCAUCCAUGGAUGCUAAGGAGGUAGAAGAGAUGGCUUGGGGACUGGCCAAUAGCAAGCAGCCUUUCUUGUGGGUAAUACGAUCCAGCCAGAAAAUUGCCUCCGAAUGGAUGGAGCCAUUCACAAAGAAUUUCAAAUUUUCAGUUAGAGAAAGAGGCUGCAUUGUGAGAUGGGCACCCCAGAAACAAGUGCUGGCACAUGAUGUAGUAGGAGGGUUCUGGACCCAUUGCGGAUGGAAUUCCACACUUGAAAGUAUAUGUGAAGGGGUUCCAAUGAUAUGCAGACCAUGUUUUGGGGAUCAAAAUGUGACUGCAAGGUAUGUUAGCCAAGUAUGGAAAGUAGGUUGGCAGUAUGAAAAUGAGUUGGAGCGAGGUGAAAUAGAGAAAAUUGUUCUGAGACUAAUGGUUGAAGAAGAAGGGAAGGAGAUGAGAAAGAGGUCAAGGGAUUUAAAACAUAUGGCUGAAGCUAGCAUUAAUAGUGAUGGUCCUUCAAGCAAUUCCUUGAAUGAGUUGGUAGAGUUUAUUAUGUCCUCUUAGGGUUGUCUCAUUCUCAAAGAAUGCAAAAAAAUGUUCUUCUUACAAAGUGGUUGUCACAAACUAAGUUUUUCAAAUGCGUGAAAAGUGAAUGUUUAACCUGACUCCAAAAAAAUCAUAGGAAGGCUCUAAUUGUGAAUCAACUAGCUAGACUUGUAAUAACCUGAUUCCAAAAACCUGCCAGAAAAUAUUAGACGCUGUAAUGCAGACCAAAUCUUCGUCCUCAAGCAGUCUGCAGCAGCCAUUUUUUCAUAAACGUCGGUGCUGCUAGUUUUCCUUUCUAAGUUAAGGGCCAUAACUCUUUCAGACUUUGGGAUUUGAAACCCAUGUCAUAACCUCAUUCACCGAAAACUGUGAGCAGAUAAAAAUACCAAGAAGCCAAAUCCUUGGUAGUAGGGAUUGGUAUAUGAUUGAAUUGAAGGUGUCCAAGGAGAUUGACUCCAGAACAAGCAGUUAUCAUGUGUUGAAGGGGUAGAAAAUAAAUUUGAACAAUCUGAUCCAUUAUUUCUGCUCAUAUUCAUUACAAUUUCCUUGUCCCACCAGUUAGCCUGAACAUACUUCAUAUCCUCAAUGACUAACCUAACUCUAGUGUCUUUAAUCAGGAGCUUUUAGCCUUCAAGAAGAGUUGGCCCAGAUGAUGCCACCAAGGUAUUAUCCUGAUGUUGAAUUCUUUAGUAUCAUCUAUAUAAUUCAAUCAGCAUGUUUUAAGCUUUUCUGGGUCAUCUACAAAUUCAAUUUGUAUGAUUCUGUUCUCUCCUCAGCCAUCUACAUAUAUCAGGCAGAACUAGCUUGUAAGAGUACUUGAUGCUUUUGGUUAAAUAGAAUAGCAGAGCAAACCAAAACAAACAUGUCAAUACCGGGUCUCCGUAGACACGACAGCAGGUCUACCCUCCGCAGGC